Messenger RNA from Mesocricetus auratus (golden hamster), 1992 nucleotides. RefSeq names its product G protein-coupled receptor 171 (gene Gpr171). Gene Ontology annotation, cellular component: membrane. Gene Ontology annotation, molecular function: G protein-coupled purinergic nucleotide receptor activity. The transcript is spliced from 2 exons. Lineage: Eukaryota; Metazoa; Chordata; Mammalia; Rodentia; Cricetidae. Bases 643 to 1602 code for a protein of 319 amino acids. Gene Ontology annotation, biological process: G protein-coupled receptor signaling pathway. The record is from RefSeq and is a predicted model, not a curated record.
AGCAUGUGUCAUUGCAGGGGAACAGUUAAUCACGCAGCAGAAAGUACAACUUGUUAUAUACAGGCCUCGGUUCAUCACGUUGUCUGGGUGACAACUUGAGAGCAACCCUGCUCGGUGGGAAGAGGCAGCGGAUUCCUUAAGGCUGUCAUGUGUCUUUAAAACAGUGAUAUUUUUUUAAGCUAUCAACGAAGCAGAACAGUCUGAGGUACUUCUAAUAACAAAAGAAAAAGCAGGCAAGGUAUUUAUAAUGGAUUAAUGAAAAAUAUUUUCUCUAAAACAGUAACUGACAGAUUAGAGUUACUUAAGGUGGAGAAAACUGUUUCCUUACAAAAACAAAAAACAAAAACAAAAAAAAACUUCCUCGGGAGACUUUCACAGAGCCUAAGCCAUUUGCAAACCACAGUUUCAUCUACGUCAAUCUGUAACAUUUUAAAACCACACAAAAAGGAAAGGAAAUUCUUAGUUCAGCAGGCAACCCUGCAAAAUGGGCCUGCCACUGCGGCUAACUAAACGGCUCAUCAGCUCAUGACUCUCUGAAGACCAGAUCCAGGUCUGCUCCAGCCAGAGAAGACACCACCAGAGCACUGGAUUUUUUGUUUUUUUGUUUUUUUUUAAUUAUUGAAUUCAAGCUUCUCCCUGAAGAUGACAAAUAGCUCACUGUUCUGUCCAGUUUACAGAGAUCUGGAACCAUUUACCUAUUUUUUUUACUUGGUUUUCCUCGUUGGGAUCAUUGGAAGCUGUUUCGCAACGUGGGCUUUUAUGCAGAAAACCACAAAUCACAGGUGUGUGAGCAUAUACCUAAUUAAUUUGCUCACCGCUGAUUUCCUGCUCACUCUGGCAUUACCAGUAAAAAUUGUUGUUGACUUGGGGGUGGCGCCCUGGAAGCUAAAGAUAUUCCACUGCCAAGUAACAGCCUGCCUCAUCUACAUCAACAUGUACCUAUCCAUCAUCUUCCUCGCCUUCGUCAGCAUUGACCGAUGUCUUCAGUUAAUACACAGCUGCAAAAUAUACCGCAUACAAGAACCUGGAUUUGCCAAGAUGAUAUCGACGGUCGUGUGGCUCAUGGUGCUUCUUAUAAUGGUGCCCAACAUGGUGAUCCCCAUCAAGGACAUCCAAGAGAAGUCAAACGUGGGUUGCAUGGAAUUUAAAAAGGAGUUUGGGAGAAACUGGCAUUUGUUAACAAACUUCAUAUGUGUGGCAAUAUUUUUAAAUUUCUCAGCCAUCAUUUUGAUAUCCAACUUCCUUGUAAUUAGGCAACUCUACAGAAACAGGGAUGACGCAGACUACCCGAAUGUGAAAACGGCACUAGUCAACAUCCUUUUGGUGACAGCGGGUUACAUCAUAUGCUUUGUCCCUUACCACGCCGUCAGGAUCCCAUACACCCUCAGCCAGACGGAGGUCAUAACAGACUGCUCGACGAGGAUCUCCCUCUUCAAAGCCAAAGAGGCCACGCUGCUCCUGGCUGUGUCCAAUCUGUGUUUUGAUCCAAUCUUGUACUACCAUCUCUCAAAAGCAUUUCGUCUGAAGGUCACUGAGACUUUUGCCUCACCUAAAAAGACUAAGCCUCAGAAUGAAAAAUCAAGAUGUGAGAACGACUUGUGAAAUACAGGGGGGGUUUGGCAUGCCAGCCCUUCUUUCCGACUGAACUGCAAGGCUGGUCGUAGUUUUCAAAGACAAAAGAAGAUAAUUAGUAAUAGAAGUUGCUGAUCAACUAGCAAAACACAAGGCUGGUCCCUGUGGGGGUCCUUUUCUCAGUGCAAGCCAACACUGCACUCCCAAUGGCUGCUGAUAUUCCUCAGCCCAACUGUUUUACAGGAAAAUUAACAGCAUCCUGAACCAGGGUCAACCCGGGUGACCACAGUGAGGAGAGCCAUGGCAAAGACUCGGAGGCUCACUUCAAUGGUUGCAUUCCUGAUGAAAAUAUGCCACGUCAUCUGCAUCUGCAUUGCCAGGGAGCCCUUCAGCAGCCUAAAAAAUAAAGACAUCAAAAUA